Messenger RNA from Arvicanthis niloticus (Nile rat), 4376 nucleotides. It is a transcript of the gene Ccdc166, whose product is annotated as coiled-coil domain containing 166. The record is from RefSeq and is a predicted model, not a curated record. NCBI's taxonomy places the organism in Eukaryota, Metazoa, Chordata, Mammalia, Rodentia, Muridae.
AGCUUUCUCUGUUCAGGUCUGGCUGUCCUGGAACUUGCUCCGUAGACCAAGCUGGCCUCAAACUCAGAGAUCCACUUGUCUCUGCCUCUCUAGUGUUGGGAUUAAAGGCUUGUGCCAUCACCACCCAGUUAUGUAUACAAUUUUAUUUUUGAGAUAGGAUCUUAUGUAGCCCAGGCUAGUCUUUAGCUCCAUGAUACCCCUGCCACCACCUUUCAAGUGCUAAAAUUACAGGAUCAAACCUUGACACCCAGUUGUACUUAUACACUUUUUAUGAGGUGACCCCCAACACCUACCCAGCCAGGCCUAAUAACAGUAAGUUCUCAAAGCAGUAAGAAUGCUUUGUAGUGAGUGUAGCAAAUUCCACAAAAUUGAAACAUGAAGAGAGGAGGCAACUCCUGAAGCUCAGGAAGUAAAAGAAACCAGAAAUCUGAAAUUUACAAGAUUCUCAGUAGCCCCAGUCAAGGUUACUCAAGCCUCACUGCCCAUUCACAGUGAGAUUCACCCGAGGUUAUAUAUGUCCCCACGUUGCCUUCACUCAGGGCCAGAAGUCUCACCUACUGGGCUGCCUGAAAGCCCUGUAGGGACUCCCAGUGAUGCAGAUUUCCUUCACACGUGCUGGGUGGGCUUCUGGUGAUGCAGUUGCCUUUGAAUGGUCUAUGUUCCUAUAAGUAACCCCAGUAAACUCAGUCGUUCAUGAAGCUAGACUUAGGUGGAACAGAUUUUGAGGUGGUUUGUUCAUGUCUCCCCAGGAAGAGUCACAGAAUUUGAGGGUUACUAAAAUCUUUUUUUUUUAUAUUUGGUUUCAUAAACUCAAUGAUCCUCAAAUCUGUCCAUAAGAUUUGUAAGAGUGUAAGUAAGCAUGGAUAAACCUGAACAGAAAUUCUGAUGCUGACAAGAAUAAGCAAAAUCAGCACACAUGUAAGUUUUCAGUCAGAGCUGUAUUGAAGGCUGAGACUUCUAGCUGGAGGAGAAACAGACACAUAGCCCCCAGGGCGGUGCUUUACAGGGCUCCAGAGAAACACUCCCAUUUAAAAAAGUUCAUCACUCAGGGAAAAACAAAAUCAGUAAAGAACUUUCUUUGAAAAAAAAAAAAAAAGGCUCUGUAUGGGCUGUAGUUAUGUGGGAGAGACAGGAAGGCUGAAACUAACAGAAAGUCCUGUUUCCAGUCUGAUUAUAAAGAUACAUGCUGAAAGGAAAAGUAUUGGCUCAGGACACCCCAAGGCCCAGUUCUCCUGCAAAGGAGAUUUAUUUGACCCAGAAGGAUAGGAAGUGAGAGUCAAACACAGGAGACAGAGACUGAGGGAGAAGGGCAAGGAACAAAGGAGAGAGGGAAGGGUUAUUUGUCCUGGAAUAGAAAAAAAGGGCUGCCUCUGGAUAGAGGUGACAGUUGUGGCACAUAGGAAAGUUGUGUUUUAUAAAGAUACAAGGGGGAAUCCCCUGUGUUAGGAUGAAAUGUUUAAUUUUAAUUGUGCAUGUUAAUUAGGUGAGCCAAAGGGGGCUUUUGAUUGCUGGAUUUCAAUUCUUUGAUAGCUGGACCUUGGUAGUCAGCCUCAGGAGGAGGAAGUGGCCAAAUAGGGGAACAGACCUUGAUAUCUUGAUAGGGGCGUAAUCUAAUGGUUUUUAGCAAGGCAGAGGGAAUAGGGAAGGAGGGCAAGGCCUUGGUGAGACUUGCUCACCAAGCUCAAGCUGGCCGAGUCCCUUCACAUAUGCCCCCAAACGGUUAAGAGUACAAAAUGAGGAAGGCAAAAAAAGCUGUAAUGCUAAGGACAAAAAUCUCAGAAACAACCCAAGCAGCAGCAGGAAUGUUUGUCUGUGUGCUUAUCUGGACAUCUUUGUCUUUUGCUCCCUCUGGAAAGCUGUGUGUGAACUCCAUGUAGAUGAAAUCUACUUUUGUGAACAAGGGUUUCUCUGUAUAGCUCACCCACUUCCUCCUCUGUACAGUCACCCCGGGAUGUCAGCCACUAUCUAUGGUAGUCUUUCUGGACCAGCUGCUUCUUCAUUCAAGCUACCAAAAGCAUUCCUAAUGACAUCUUCAGGAUUUGUUGCCAGGUGACAUCUCACCAAAUAUACUGAGGAACACGGUGACACUGAUGGAGCCUGACACCUAGUUCAGUGUGGCAUCCAGGUAUCCACCAACUGGAUUUCUUCCCAGUGAGGCAAAUAGACCAUGAAAUUCUCAAUUCUUCCUUGUUCAGGAAGCCAAUCUGGUUCUAAUCAAUGUCUUUUUUAAAUCCCCAAGGUAGGGUUUCUGAGCAUCGCUUUGUUGCUGUCAUUGUUUCCAGACAGGGUUUCUCUGUGUAGCCCUGGCUGUCCUGGAACUCACUCUGUAGACUAGGCUGGCAUCGAACUCAGAGAUCCUCCUGCCUCUGCCUCGGGAUUAAAGGCAUGCGCCACUACUGCCCAGCCUAAUUGAUCAUGUUAAAGGUCUCUUUUGCCUCCUGGAUCUGUGAUUGGUCCUGUGGGACCUGAAGAGCAUCUGGUGGAGUGACUGUGAGAGCACUGAGACCCUGACGAGUUGAGGGUGGGGACUUGGACGUUAGUUCAGUGUCUUGAAGUUGAAGCUUUGCCUGACUGGGACGCUAUGGCUGAAGGGUCAUGCAUGGAUAUAACAAACGGUAGGGAACGAAAUAUUGAAUCAAGCUGUUGCCAGAGCAACAGAAUGGGGUGGGGUCGAGGCACCGCGACCAAGUUCUGUCUCCAUAGAGGAUGCGCAAGCUGGACAUCAACAUUCCUAGAGGUACACAUCAUUAUGCGAAAGCUGUGGUCUGGAGGGAGCGCUCAAAUACAGAUUGGCCACGGUGCUCUCUGAUCCUUAAUCCUGCCUGCUCUGAAACUUCAUAAACUGAAGACACAUCUCUCUGAACCUAGGGGUGUAGUUCUUCAGAAUUUUCGGGUUAAGAGGGGGGGAGUAACUGAGUUAGGGGAGCGGGUGGAGCACGGUGCUCUCAUGAGUCCAGUUGGCCUGGGCCUCAAGCCAUGGCGCCCAAGAAGAAGCGCGGACAAAACGCCGGGCGCAAGCAGGAAAGUGCGGAGCCACCGCUCUCGGAACACGCGCAGUACUUACAGCGCGAGUAUGUGCUGCUCUCAGAGAGCCUGGUGGCCUGUGAGCAGCGGAUAGACCAGGUCCUGCAGAACAACGCGUUCCUGAACGGCGAGGCGCAGCGCUUACGCGAAGAGAACCGGCUUUUUGCCAGUUAUGUGAGCACGCACGCCCUGCGCUGCGCCAACGCCGUGGUGCGCCUCGAGGACCAGAACCGCAUAGACCUGGCGCAGAUCCGGUGGCAGCGAGCCGAGCUGGCAUCCUUCUACCACGGCCGUGAGGACGGGGUGCGCGCACAGCUGCAGGAGAUGAAGAAGCGCGCGGAAGACAUGACGCAGCAGGUGCAGGAGCUUCAGCCUUACAAGGAGCUGCAGCUGGAGCAGCUGGCGCGAAUCCGGACCCUGGAGCGCGAGCUGCUGCACAUGCGCGUGGAGCACACGCAGCUUCUCCACCGGGUGAAGCAACGCUUCCUGGAUGACAAAUCGGCUUUGGAGCGGGAGGCACGCCUGCACGUGCAGUCCAUGACGCGCCGCGCAGAGCGGGAGGCAGCGCGUUCCCUCAUUUCCCACGCACAUGCCCUCAAGGCAGACAAUGGGCGUCUCCGACAAGAACUCAUGAGGCUUCUCCAGAGGACCCAGCUACUGCAGGACAUGCGACAGCAGCUGCUAGAGCAGCGGGAGCAGCUGCGCCGGGAGCACGUGGACACCCAGAACCUGGAGCAAAUGCACGGCUGGUUGCACAGGGGCCCCGGGGGGCCACCACUCUGGCAGCCACCUCAAAGCCACCAGCCCAACUUGCGCAUCGGGUCAAUUGCCACCGCGCUGGACUCAACCUAUCACAUUUUAAGAGCCCAGGCUACGCCCCAAUCAGUUCCGGGCUCCCGGAUCCCAUCGGUAGAUCAGUCACACCGAGCCUCCAAGACUCCAUCUAUAUUAUCCAGUGAGUCUUUUCCCGCCCGGUCUCGGAAGGCUGAGUCUGUGAUUGCUCCCCGGAGUCCAUCACGUCCAGGAUCUCGAGUCUCAUCUCUGACUCCAUCACGCAGGGGCUCGCGGGUCUCAUCCACGACCCAGUCACGCAAGGGCUCCAGGGUUCCAUCCAUGACCUCAGGUACCUUGCGGUCGCGUGAGGGCUCUCGGAUCUCUCCACAGCCCUCCUUGCGUGAGGUCUCUCCAGAAAUUGACACACCUUCAAAGUCCAGCUCCAAGCUUCUCUCUGUUGUGUCGGAAGAUCAGGUCCCUCUCAGCCCACAGUUGGAGGAGACAGAAAGCAUUGAAGAGGGCACAGAAACUGUCUUGGAGCAAGCCUGAACACACACGAGGGGGCAGGCCAGUAGGGC